Messenger RNA from Sceloporus undulatus (fence lizard), 2258 nucleotides. Its product is annotated as protein phosphatase 1 regulatory inhibitor subunit 16B-like. NCBI's taxonomy places the organism in Eukaryota, Metazoa, Chordata, Lepidosauria, Squamata, Phrynosomatidae. Gene Ontology annotation, molecular function: enzyme inhibitor activity; protein phosphatase regulator activity; protein binding. Gene Ontology annotation, cellular component: cytoplasm. The record is from RefSeq and is a predicted model, not a curated record. Bases 300 to 2027 code for a protein of 575 amino acids. Gene Ontology annotation, biological process: establishment of endothelial barrier; regulation of sprouting angiogenesis. The transcript has 11 exons.
CCCGCCAAUGGCUCUAGACUAGAGCUCCCUCGCUGAACCCGAGUGGAUCCGGUUUUGCGGGCUCUUGCGCUGCAGCUGCUGCUGCUGCGGAAGUCUGGCCAGCUGGCUCUGGGUGCGGAUCCUACUCCUGCUGCUUGGCGUCCCCGAUUUCAUCAUGUGCUCUUCAAAAUCUAGGAAGAAGUCCUCCCAGUCCAGCCACAGAAUGUUUUCUUAGCACCAGACAGCUAUCACAAGGGGCUCAGACUGGGCUUCUGAUCCAGCAGAAGUGUGGUUGACCCAUUGACCCAUUCACUGAGGCAAUGGACACCCACGUGGACUUGCUGACCGAGCUCCAGCUGCUGGAUAAGGUGCCCACACUGGAGCGGCUCCGGGCAGCUCAGAAGCGCAGAGCUCAGCAGCUGAAGAAGUGGGCACAGUAUGAAAAAGAGAUGCAGCACAAGAAGAGAAAGCAUGAGAAGAAGAGAAAUGCUGUCAGCCGCAAGAAGGUUUCCUUUGAGGCUAGUGUUGCAUUGCUGGAAGCAUCGUUAAGAAAUGACAUUGAAGAGGUCUGUUAUUUAUUGAACAACAGCUUUAGUCCAGACCUGUGCAAUGAAGAUGGAUUAACUGCACUGCAUCAGUGCUGCAUAGAUAACUAUGAGGAGAUAGUUAAGCUUCUUCUGAACCAUGGGGCCGAUGUUAAUGCAAAGGACAAUGAACUGUGGACUCCUCUGCAUGCAGCUGCAACAUGUGGACAUAUCAAUCUGGUGAAGAUCCUAAUUCAGCAUGGGGCAGACUUGCUGGCAGUGAACGCAGAUGGCAACAUGCCAUAUGACCUCUGUGAGGAUGAACCAACUCUAGACGUCAUUGAGACUUGCAUGGCAUACCAGGGCAUCACACAAGAGAAAAUCAAUGAGACACGAGCAGCCCCAGAACAAACAAUGGUUGAUGAUAUCACAGAGCUGAUAGCAACUGGGCAAGAACUGAACAGAAUGGAUGCUCAAGGUGCUACUUUGUUACAUAUUGCUGCAGCCAAUGGAUAUCUACACGCGGCAGAGAUCCUUCUAGACCAUGGAGCAAAAUUGGACCUCAAGGACUGGGAUGGCUGGGAACCCCUCCAUGCUGCUGCUUUCUGGGGACAUAUGCAGAUGGCAGAAUUGUUAGUGUCACAUGGUGCAAGUCUGAGUGCCCGAACAGCCAUGGAUGAGAUGCCAAUAGACCUCUGUGAAGAAGAAGAAUUUAAGGUUCUGCUCUUAGAACUGAAGCACAAACAUGAUGUCAUCAUGAAAUCUCAGAUGAGACACAAGUCCUCCUUGAGCCGGAGAACCUCAAGCACUGGAAGCAGAGGAAAAGUGGUGCGAAGGGCAAGUCUUUCUGACAGAACAAACCUUUACAGAAAGGAGUAUGAGAAGGAAGCCAUUAUCUGGCAACAAAUAGAAUCUUCAGAAGAGCAAAGAACCACCGAUUAUAAUGGGGACAUCCGGGAGUCUUGCUCCAACCAAGAGAACACAGAUCCAGUAAGAGACAAAAACUCUACAGUAGAUAUGUCCACAGUUCUUCCAGAGUUGGUAACCAAAAGUACACAGUGUGACUCGAACACUCUGCUCCAAAAUGGACUCAGUUUAUCCUCCACUGCUUACCAAUACACUGUCCCCAAUGGAGAUAUUUGGAAGAUGCAUUCUGCUUUGGACAAUGAUGCAAGCCAAGCAUUGCCCUAUGAUGCUCCUGCAGUCUCUGACUCUCAUCAGAUCUGGGGUGGCUACAAAGAAAGGAGUCACCAAACUCUCUCUGAGCUGAAACGGCAGCGAGCAGCAGCCAAGCUUCUCAACCACCCCUUCAUCAGUACACACUUUGGUAGCAAUGUGGGAAGUACAACAGAAAAUGUGGGAGAAGCAAAAGAGCACUUGAUUAGCUCCAGGACUCCUACCUAUACAUCCAAUGGGACUUCAGUUUAUUACACAGUAUCAAGCGGUGAUCCACCUCUCUUAAAAUUCAAAGCUCCCAUGGAAGAAAUGGAGGAGAAAGUGCAUGGGUGUUGCAGGAUUUCCUGAUCUAAAUUCAUUCCUCACUGAUGGAAAUACCAAGCUGGGUGGGCAUGUUACAUCCAUUACUGAACCUUGGUUUUAACCAUUGCUAAAUGGGAGAACCUGAAUUGGUCAUUCCAGGCCAGGUUCUACCAGGCUUAUUCAUUUAUAGUACCUUACUUUGCUUUUGCAGUUCCACUGAAAUCAACAAGUACAGGUGGGAAAGAGAAGUCCAUAGGGAAAAUUCCUUAUUAAAAA